AAAAACAAGUGACAUUCGAGGUGACAUUUCUCGUGGAUAUUUUUUCGACUAUCAAAAUAUCAAAAAUAUUUUUCAUCGAACAGGGAUUUCGAGAGAAUAAUACGAUAAAAAGUGUGCUUGAACGAUAUUCGCAAAAAAAACACCAUGCUGUCCAGUGCUAAACGGUUAUUUGCUGUUGCUAGCCGAAAUGUAAGAAACUUCCAGUCUUCAUCGUCAGUCCUCAGUGACAAUCUGUUCGUUCAUCGUGAUACUCCCGAAGAUAAUGCCAGCACCCCGUUCGAAUUCACAGCUGAAAAUAAAAAGCGUGCUGAUGCUAUCCUUAGCAUUUAUCCGGAGGGCCAUAAACGCGCUGCAAUGAUUCCACUAUUGGACUUAGCUCAACGGCAACACGGCUGGUUACCGAUUUCGGCUAUGCAUAAAGUUGCAGAGAUCUUAGAUUUACCGAAUAUGCGCGUGUACGAGGUGGCUACAUUUUACACAAUGUUUAUGAGGAAACCAACUGGUAAAUAUCAUAUCCAAGUGUGCACCACAACCCCGUGCUGGCUAAGGGGAUCUGAUGAAGUCUUAGAAGCGUGCAAGAGGAAAACUGGAAUUAACGUUGGCGAAACGUCCAAAGACAUGAAAUUCACAAUAUCCGAAGUAGAGUGCCUGGGUGCAUGCGUAAAUGCACCGAUGAUGGCAGUGAACGAUGAUUAUUAUGAAGAUUUAACCGGAAAGGAUACAGAGGAAAUUAUUCAAGCCUUAAAAGAUGGCAAACCAACACCAGCCGGCCCGAGAAAUGGUAGAUUCGCAUCUGAGCCACAUGGUCAGUUAACAUCGCUCACUGAAGAGCCAAAAGGUCCGGGAUUCGGGCUUCAACCAGGAUUGUAAAUCAAUGACGGAUUACCAUUGUGCAAUUUUGCUGCAUUGAAAAUUGCGGAAAAGAAAAAUUGAAUUAAAUAGUCGUUUUGCGAAA
Bradysia coprophila is the source of this 955-nucleotide messenger RNA. RefSeq names its product NADH dehydrogenase ubiquinone (gene ND-24). Gene Ontology annotation, cellular component: respiratory chain complex I. The record is from RefSeq and is a predicted model, not a curated record. Gene Ontology annotation, biological process: mitochondrial electron transport, NADH to ubiquinone. Gene Ontology annotation, molecular function: NADH dehydrogenase activity. NCBI's taxonomy places the organism in Eukaryota, Metazoa, Arthropoda, Insecta, Diptera, Sciaridae.